Molecule: messenger RNA, 1434 nt
Organism: Penicillium chermesinum
Lineage: Eukaryota; Fungi; Ascomycota; Eurotiomycetes; Eurotiales; Aspergillaceae
Product: MFS general substrate transporter
Exons: 4
Coding region: 1-1434 (477 amino acids)
Biological process (GO): transmembrane transport
Cellular component (GO): membrane
Molecular function (GO): transmembrane transporter activity
Source: RefSeq, a predicted model, not a curated record
AUGAUACCCGCGUCGACAAAAGAUUUGGAUAAGCCUAGUGCUAGUGAUCGUGCUCCAUGUGAAGCGACAAAGGGUAGAUUCUACCUCUGGACCCGACCUGGAACUUCCAAAGAGGAGAGAAAGCUCGUGCAGAAGCUGGACUUCGCAAUUCUUACAUUCUGUUGCUUGACAUUCUUUACCAAAGACCUGGAUCGAAACAACAUCAAUAACGCUUAUGUGUCCGGCAUGAAGGAGGAUUUAGGUCUUUAUAGCAAUCAGCUCAACUGGAUGACCACUUGGUUCCAAAUCGGCUAUAUUGUGGGCCAGAUUCCAUCUCAAAUACUGCUGACCAAGAUAUCGCCACGAUGGUAUCUCCCCGCCGUCGAGUUUCUUUGGAGUCUGUUCGUGCUGUUCAUAUUCAAAUGUAACACGGUGGAGCAGAUCUAUGCGCUGAGAUUUUUUGUGGGCUUUUUCGAAGCAGCCAGUUGGCCCGGGCUCCAUUUCAUGAUAGGCACUUGGUAUCGUAACCAUGAGAUCAACAAGCGGAGUGGUAUCUUUACAGCAUCCGGCAUUGCCGCGACCAUGUUUUCGGGAUACAUCCAAGCAGGCAUCUACGAGACCAUGGACGGCCGUUUAGGCCUUCGAGGGUGGAGAUGGCUGUUUAUCAUCGAUUUUCUUAUCACCUUCCCCAUGGUGAUUCUGGGUCUGUCCAUUAUCCCCAAUCCGCUUUAUGAAAAGAAGACCUGGUGGAUGACAGAGAAGGAGCGGCAGAUGUGCAUGGCACGCCUCGAGUCGGAUCAUCGCCAGCCACUUGGUCACUUUGAUCGGUCGCUUUUCAAGCGGGUCCUAGGAAGAUGGCACUUCUGGAUUCUGGCAAGUAAAUCACGAAACUGCACCUGGUUCUCGUUAAUGUACUUUGUCUACCAAGCCCCCACGACAACAACUAUGUCUCUCUGGCUGAAAGCAGAAAAGUACUCGGUACCAGACAUCAACAACCUACCUACCGUAUACUCCGCUGUCUCCAUCGUCUUCAUGCUCCUAUCCGGGGUUUAUAAUGACUGGCGCGGCUCCCAGAUAGAGUCCGUCAUAUUGAUUUGCAUCACGCAGAUCGUGAGCGAGUCGAUGCUGACGGCGUGGUUAAUUUCGAAACCUGCCAAAUUCUUUGCUUAUUAUAUUGCCGGAACAAUCCAGUCACUAUUCCCGAUUAUUGUCAGCUGGACGCACGUGGUUUGCUCUGGAGAUGCUGAAGAGCGGGCCAUUGUGAUCGGCAGCCUUAAUGCCAUCGGACUUGCUCAUGGAACGUGGUGGAAUCAAGUGUUCAUCCCAACUGUUGAGGCGCCCCGGUUUUAUCGUGGAUACCGUGCUGGUUUGGCCGCCUCCUGUGCACUCUUUGCGUGGCUACCUGUCGUGGUUUGGUUUACUCGCAGACAACGCCUUCGGGGAGACUCCGACUGA